AGCAGCAUUCUCCUGUCUGGAGGCGCGCGAGGCGGAGGUCAGCCUGGAGGGGAACUUGCCCUCAGACCUGGACCUGGCACCAUGAAGGGCUCUUGGGCUUUGGAGCUGGCUUUGCUGGCGGCGCUGCUUGGCUCUCCAACAGGUGGCACAAGACCGUCUAUCACUCCAUCAGGAUCCCCUUUAGUUGUGAAUAGUGGGGAAGAAUUAAAUCUGGUUUGUAGUUAUGAUGGCCCUGUGACCUGGCAUUUCCAGAAUGCGGACCCAUCAGCAAAGCCCAAACAUUUAAAAGAUAAAAAAUUUCACAUAGCUAAAGCUGGACCCAGAGACACAGGGAUGUAUAUAUGCAAAAACAGAGAAAACUUGAAUGACUCUAUUUACAUCUUUGUUAAAGAUCCAAAAGUUCUGUUCUUUUCUGAGCCUAUGGUAAUUGCAGUUGAAGACAGUGAUGCUCUUAUUCAGUGCCCAGUGACAGACCCAGACAUUUCAAAUUUCACUUUGAAAAGAUGUAAAAAUUCCAAGUCUCUCCCUGAGAAUAUUGCGUUGAUACCUGAUCCUCAGAAAGGAAUUACCAUAAAAAAUGUACAGAGAUCAUUUUUAGGUUGUUACCGGUGUGUAGCACAACACCAUGGAGUGGAAAAAGAGUCAGAAACCAUCAACCUUAUUGUGCGGCCAGUUCACAAAUCCCUUCCAGACAUCACCUUAUCCAAAGUCGACCAGCUUCUUAAAGAAGGCGAAGAAUUUGAAGUUACGUGCACAAUCAGGGAUGUAGAUAGCACUCUGCGGGCUAAUUGGAUUUUUCAAGGCAACGCGAAUCUUACAAGCAGAAGCAAGAAUGUGGGUGAUUAUGGAUAUGAACGAAAAUUAACGCUGAGCAUCCGUUCAGUGGGAGUUAAUGAUUCUGGAGCAUUCACGUGCCAAGGAAGCAACCCUUUUGGAACAUUGAAUGUCACUGUAACCUUGAAAGUACUAGGUAAAGGAUAUGUCAGUUUAUCAACUUCCACAAACACAACUGUGUAUGUCAAUGAUGGAGAAAAUGUGGGUUUAAUAGUGACCUAUGAGGCAUAUCCCAAACCAGAAGACGAAAUAUGGAUGUACAUGAAUGACACCUUGCAAAAUUCAUCUGAUCAUUAUGUGAGAGUCACAAAUAUAGACAAAAACAGAUAUUCCAGUGAGCUUCACCUUACUCGACUGAAAGGAACAGAAGGAGGCAUUUACACAUUUUUUGUGUCCAAUUCAGAUGCCAACUCCUCUAUAGCAUUCAGUGUCUAUGUCAACACCAAACCAGAGAUUGUCACUUCAGAAAGACUUAGCAAUGGGAUGCUUCAUUGCGUGGCUGCGGGGUACCCUGCCCCUACAAUAAACUGGUACAUUUGCCCAGGAACUGAGCAGAGGUGUUCAGAUUCACCAAAUAUUUCUCCAGUGGACGUGAAGACCAGAUAUAAUGAUUCACCUUUUCCUUCCUUUGGAAAGAUAAUUGUUGAAAGCACCAUUGAUGCCAGCAUAUUCAAGAACAAUGGCACAAUCACGUGUGAAGCUUCCAAUGCCAUUGACAGACGCACAGCUUUUUUCAACUUUGCAGUCAAAGAACAAAUCAGCACUCAUACCCUAUUCACUCCUUUGUUAAUUGGCUUUGGAGUUGCAGCAGGUCUCAUGUGCAUCACAGUCAUAGUUCUUGUGUACAAAUACCUUCAGAAACCCAAGUAUGAGAUUCAAUGGAAAGUGGUUGAUGAAAUAAAUGGAAACAGCUAUGUUUACAUAGAUCCAACACAGCUGCCUUAUGAUGACAAAUGGGAGUUUCCAAGAAACCGGCUAAGUUUUGGCAAGACUCUAGGAGCUGGAGCUUUUGGGAAGGUUGUUGAAGCAACUGCCUAUGGUCUGUUCAAACCUGACGGAGCGAUGAGAGUAGCUGUAAAAAUGCUUAAGCCCAGUGCCCAUUUCACUGAGAAGGAAGCCUUGAUGUCAGAACUGAAAGUACUGAGUUACCUUGGCAACCACAUUAACAUUGUGAAUUUACUAGGAGCCUGCACUAUUGGAGGUCCUACCCUGGUCAUCACGGAGUACUGCUGCUAUGGCGAUCUUUUGAAUUUUCUGAGGAGGAAACGUGAUUCUUUUAUAUACCCAAAGCAUGAAGAAACUGCUGUUUACAAGAACCUCCUCUAUCAAAAAGAACACAUGUAUGAUGCCACCAAUGACUAUAUGGAUAUGAAACCCGGAGUGUCUCAGGUUGUCCAUGCCAAAACUGCUAAGAGAAGUCCAGGAAGGACAGGAUCAUUCGCUAAUCAGGAUGUCACCAUUGCCAUCUUAGAAGAUGAUGAAAUGGCUCUGGAUAUUGAAGACCUAUUAAGUUUUUCUUAUCAAGUGGCAAAGGGAAUGAGCUUUCUAUCCUCCAAAAAUUGUAUCCAUAGAGACUUGGCAGCAAGGAACAUCCUGCUCACUCAUGGGCGGAUCACAAAAAUCUGUGACUUUGGUCUUGCAAGAGAUAUUAGGAAUGACUCGAACUAUGUUGUCAAAGGAAAUGCUCGACUUCCUGUUAAGUGGAUGGCACCUGAAAGCAUUUUUGAAUGUGUGUACACAUUUGAGAGUGAUGUCUGGUCUUAUGGAAUUCUGCUUUGGGAACUCUUCUCUCUAGGAAGCAGCCCCUAUCCCGGAAUGCCUGUGGAUUCCAAGUUCUAUAAAAGGAUUAAGGAAGGAUACAGAAUGUUUAGCCCAGAAUUUGCACCUGCUGCAAUGUACGAGAUCAUGAAGAGCUGCUGGGAUGCAGACCCUAUAAAGAGACCAACAUUUAAGCAAAUAGUACAACUGAUUGAACAACAGAUUUCAGAUACCACAAACCAUAUCUACUCAAACGUUACGAGUGGAAUUUGUAGCCAAGGGAAUGGUACAGAUCAUUCUGUGAGAAUCAACUCAGUGGGCAGCAGUGCUUCAUCUACUCAGCCUCUCCUCACAAAUGAAGAUGUUUGAAAACAAAUUCAGCCAGCCUGGAUUGAGAUUCUGCCAUUGUUAAAGGAAUAAAUACUGGUUGUUCCCAUUUUAUUCACUGCUACACCAAGAGUAGUAGGAAUGUUACAGUAAUUUUCUGUGGGUUUUUUUUUAUUACAUGCUGUUAAAAAUAAAAGUAGAUUACACAUCACAGUUACAGCAUUGUUACACUGUUUGCUAGAGUCUGUGUAUAGUUACUAUGUUAUUUACAUUUGUAGUGUAAAAGUGAAAAAAUAAACAUUAACAUUUAGGAUUGGGAAAGAAUUUCUAAAAAGUGGAGUAUGCAGUUCUUUGAAAACAAUUUUUUUAAGAAAGAUCUUGAGAGCUCUAACUGUAGAAAAUUGGUGGCUGUGUUUGAAAAUCAGU
Molecule: messenger RNA, 3345 nt
Organism: Sceloporus undulatus (fence lizard)
Lineage: Eukaryota; Metazoa; Chordata; Lepidosauria; Squamata; Phrynosomatidae
Gene: KIT
Product: KIT proto-oncogene, receptor tyrosine kinase
Exons: 21
Coding region: 82-2961 (959 amino acids)
Biological process (GO): positive regulation of cell migration; positive regulation of receptor signaling pathway via JAK-STAT; B cell differentiation
Cellular component (GO): signaling receptor complex
Molecular function (GO): cytokine binding; ATP binding; transmembrane receptor protein tyrosine kinase activity
Source: RefSeq, a predicted model, not a curated record